ACCAGGGAUGCUCCAGGUUUGCUUGAUGUGACCCCACUGAUGUGCGCCAACACCUGGUGGGCGGGCGUCACACCUCCCCAUUAUUACUUGUCUGCUCUGUGCCCAGGGCUCAGCUAUUCCCCCUCCUCCAAACUGGGGGUCUUCAAGUGCCCCUCACCUGCACCACCCCUUCUAACCUCUACCAGCUCUCCAUUCACCCCUGUGUCCCUAGCUACCGUCUCACCGCCCCGGGUGCUCUGCACCAGAACAGGUCCUGUUCCCCUGGGCGCUGUCUCUUCAUCUCCCACUUGGGGUGUUUAGAAAGGUGCCCGCAACUCAUUAAAAUUGCCCAACGUACUGAUGGGCCAGAACCUGCAGUUAGAUAAGAGAGGAAUGGAAGAGAAUGAGGUGAGAUCAAGUUGAGAGAUCAUUGUGCUACUUUAGACUUAAGGUAUCAAAACUCCAGAAACAUCAUUAAUUUGGAACAGGUCAUGUCCCAGAUAUUCUGGUGAAACAUUUUAUACUGUGUAGUUCUAGACAGCUGGAGCCUAGGGUUUGAGGGAAAGGGUGAAAGGAGGUGGGAAGCAGUACGAAAUGAGACGGGAGACAUAAACACGAGGUCAGAUGAUGGGCUAAGGAGUUUGGACUUUAUCCUGAAUUAUCAAAGAAUUUUCAGCUGGGGAGUGGCAUGGUUCAUCUUAGGUUCCAGAACUGGCUGGAAAAUGAAUUGGAAAGGGUGAGACUGGAAGCACAGAGAGCAUUUAGAGGCUCCUUGCAGUGAGCUAGACAGGAGGUGAAAUAAAGCAGUGGCAGUGAAAAUGAAGAGAAGAGAACGGAUUUCAGACAUAACAAAACUAGUGGAGCUGUUUCGGAGAAUCAGAAAAUUCUAAUUUAUCGGAUUUAUUACAUCUUAACCUGGCAUACAACUCACUAUGUACUUCUCUACCAACUCACCCAGAGGAUUCUUAGUUGUAGUCCUCAGAGAUCAUCACAGUACCUCAUAGCCGAAGUUUUAAGAAUUGGUUCUUUUUUUCUUUAGCCUUGCCACAUGGCAUGUGGGAUCUUAGUUCCCCGACCAGGGAUCAAACCUGUGCCCCCUGCAGUGGAAGCGCAGAGUCCUAACCACUGACCUGCCAGGGAAUUCCCUAGAGUUGGUUCUAGAACCCAACGAGAUCCAACUAAAGCACUGUUUUAGGGCAGUCCUGUCUGUGUUACAUCCAGGCUAUAUACAGACUCUCUUGAUUCAGAUCUAAAAUUUCAAAUGUUAAUUGUCAUGCAGGCACUCUGAAGUCUGCUCAUAUCACUAGGAUGAGGUGGAAUAGCAGUCCCCCGUCCCCUACCCUUUGGAUGGUUGUAUCUGUGUAAUGUUUACAAAAUGUUAAAAAAAAAAUGGGAGAAAAAACUUCUUGAGUUUCAAAAACAAAGACCAGUACCAUAAAAAGCUCUAGAUUUUAGACAGUUGUUAGGAUUGCCCAUUGAUUAUUAGGUAGUCUUUAAUUUUAUUUCUGUUGUGGGGAUUAUGCAAUGUGUUCUUCUGCCUGCUGUUUACCAUUGCAAAAACUCCCUUCAGUGUUCAAAAUGAAUGCUUAAUGACUCUGUACCUCGUGUGCUGCAUAUGUUACAAAUUAUCUGGGGUUUGUAAUCUAAGUGGCGUCUCCCCCCUAUUGUUCUGAAUAAUUGAAAAAUGUCUUCAUAUUGGAAUAAGGCAUGUAUUUAAAUCUGUAUAAUUCUUACCUAUUCGUAGUUGAGAGAGUCCUUGAGAGCCAAUGGAAAUACUUUUUUUUCUUGGCACCAAUCAAGUGAGUGUUACCUUGUCACUUAGUGGGUGGGAUGUGGUGUUAUUUCUUAGUAAAAUACAGACCUGUGUUUAUUCUCAGACAUCUUAGGAAUAACAGCCAUCAUCUUUUUAUAUAUGUGUUCUUGGCUGUAUUCAUAAAUUACAUUUUUUGAGCUACCAAAUAAUACUUCAUCAAUAUAAAGUGAUACAGUAGAAUGGAAGUUAUUUACCUAGAUAUGUUUUCUAGUUGCAUUUUCUCAGCCUGUGUAAGAUGACUUUGUUGUAAUAGCCUGAAUUUUUGAAACUCACAAUGUUGUUUCUCUCCUAUCUACCUUCAGAUUACUUCAUUUAUCCAAAAAGUCAAUUAUGUUUGUACUUGAUAUUAAUAAAACCAGAAUAAAGUUCAUACCUACCAAAACCUGCUUUUAUCAUUAUUAUUUAAAAUUUACAAAUACUUUUCUCUAAAUGGAUAGAGCUGGUUUAUGAUUUAGAAAGAAGAGUGUGAUAGGUCAAAAAGUACCUUGACCUUAUAUUUGACCUCUCAACUGCCACAUACAGUCUUAAGGAGUUUUCAUUUAUUCAUUCAUUUAGUGAAAAUCUAUUGAGCCACUUCUGGGUGCCAGGUACUGGGAAUACUUCAAUGAAUAAAACUGAAAAAAAACCCCACCUGUCUUCAAAGAGCUUAUAUUCUGGUAGAAAACAGUAUAUUUUAAAUAUGUUAAUUCAAAACAACACAAUUAGAAAACCGCUCAAAUAUGAUAUUCCUUUAUAUCAGCCUCAUUGACCUUAGAAAGUUUGAGCUCUCUACCUUUCACUAUGCAUAAGAAAUAGAAAUUCAUUUGCCUUGGCUUUAUUAAGAAUGAUUUACAUGAUUUCAUGUUACACCUUCUUAUUGUGAUACGUUCAGUUGUCACUUUUACCCCUCCAAGCAGCAAAGUGCCAUAUUGUUGGUAUUCAUGCAGUCAUUAGAUAAUAAGCACGUCUGUGCUGAUCCUGAAGGUGCAGUUUUCAGCAGAAAUAGGUAAUGUUCCUUCUCUUUUGUGCAAACUAGGAAACAUGGUUAAUAGUUGGGCUUGAGAAAUUAGAGUUGUGCCAAUUUUAGAACAAUAUAAAAUAUUUUUAAUAUAUAUUACGUAAACCACAUUACAAAAUUAAGAGUAAAAAGCAAGGGAAGAAUUUUACCUUCUCCACUGUAGCAUAACUACAUAUCUGUGAAAUGUUAUUUUUCAAGAAGUGCUGAAUCUGAUUUUAAUUCCAGUAAAAUUUCCAUGCACCAAAAAUGAGAGGUCUACAUGCUUUUUGUUUUAUUGAACUCCAAGAAAAUAUAAAGGUCAUUCAUACUUCUUAUUUGAUUCAUGCCUGCCACCUGCUUCUUGCAAACAGGUUGCCCAGUGAGUGAGACCAAAUCCUCACUCUGGAUGGGUAGUUAGGAUUCCUUUUUUCUCCCUUGUUUAUGUAUCAAUGUGUUAGUCACCAUAUUCUUGCUAAGACUAUAAACCUUUGAAAAUGGUUAAAUGGUUGGCUUUUAACUAUAAAAGAAUAAAUAUGAAGUUGAAGCUGUGAUGACAAAGCCAGGCGUUUAUGAAACUUGAAUAAUGUGUGGCAAAAACAUGUUUGUAUAACAAUGUUACUUAACAUGUAACAAACCUAAAUCUAAACUUUUACUUAUAGAUUUCACAUGUUAUUAAACAAAACCAACUUUAUACAGUAUUUUUUAAGUGCUAAUAAAACUAAAAAACAGAAAAAUUAAGUGAGCAUUCUUUUAAUAUUGGAUGGUGUAGUUCAGCUGAAACUUACUUGCUUUUCCAAACAAGGUUCUUAUACUGACUGCUACAGUAAGGUUCUUUUGAGUUUGUUAUUCUUACCAUGUGCUUAGUGAUAAAACUUUGCUGCUACUUUUUCUCUACUUGAACUGACCUUUACAUAAGGCACCCUGGUCUCCAAAUGGUCGGACUAUCAUUUUUGUAAUAAUAACAAAUAGUUAACAUUUACUGAGUACAGGCUAUUAAGCAAACACUGUUUUAAAUGCUCUGCUUGAAUUUUUUCAUUUAACACAACAAAUCUAUGAUGGAGGUACUGUUUUUAGCUCCACUUUACAGAUGGAGAAAUUGAGGCAGAGAGAGAUUAAUUUGUCUAAUGUCACAAAGCUAGCAGGUGGUGAAGCCAGACUAAGGAGUGUGACUCCAUGCUCUUAACCACUUGAUUAUACUGUCACCUUGUGAAUUAUCAGCCCACCUUUAUUAAAAUUUGACAGUUGAACUAAUAUUUUGGCAACAAUGAAAUCAUAAAGUCAUAAAUGCCAAAAAUACCAAAAUCACAUAGCAACACCCAGAUGGACAUCAUUGUGCUCAUACAUGCUUCUUGUCAUAGAAAUGAAAACACAAAUUUAAAAAAUUCUUGCAGAUAAUUCAUGGUGUCCUAAGAUUGUAAACACAGUGAGAAACAUUGAUUUGGAAGUCCCAAGGAAGAAUUUAAAACAAAUGUUGAAACAUAAGACUUUUAUUGUAGAAGCCUCAUUCAGUCAUUCAUUCAAGCCUUUAUGUACAUGAUGGUAUUUAUUGGACUACCAACUGCUCUUAAAGGAAGUAAGUUUGACAUUAUAGAAGGAGAAACAUUUACAAAGUAGAAUUACUUUUUGACAGUAAAAGUGGGUAAGGAUGUGGCUUACCAAAGGAGGCCACGGAGUGUCCAUUAUGCCUGCCAUUGUUCACCUGAUGUGUAAGUGAUUUGGAUACUCUUCUUAGAGAUGAUGAGACACUGUCUUGUAUAAUAUAGAUAUACAAAGAAGGGAAUAUGCAUAUGAAGAAAGCUAAAAAUAGAAUCAGAAAAUGAGAAAUCAGAGUACAGGGAGUAUAGCAGGUAAAUAUGGUUACUUCAGCUAAAUAGUAAAACGAGCUAUGAACUUCCCGGCAACCAUGGCAAAAAGGUAAAUACAGUGACUUUCUGUACUUUUCAAUGUCUGCAGGAGAGAAGCAUACCAGGUCCUAGUUUUGAAAGCUAAGAUGAAUUUGCAUUAAGGACACUCUGAUAGUGACCUUGGAUAAGCUCUUACCUUUCUCUUAGUUCUCUUUUCUUUUACAUAGCGAUGCAUCACAUAUCUUCUGUGAUAUGUAAUAUACUGCCCGGACCCCUCCUCCAGGAAUGAGACACUGGUGCAUCUCCACCAGCUGCCUGGAGCACUGAUUGGUGAUGGCUUCUGGUUGGAUUUCUCCCAGGAAUUUCCCGUUGCCCAAGGUUAGGCUCCCUCUCCAGUGGCAUCCAGGACCCAGUGAUUGGUCAGUGCUGAAAUACAAAGGUACAGCCUCCUUGCCUCAAUCCAGGGCAACUCUGAAGGGUCAUCCAGGUUCCAUACUUCACUUUAGGAUUAACCGAGGCCUCUGCUGCAACCGUGAGUUACUUCAACUCGUCUCUCUACCCCAUCCUGCUCCUCGUUUGCUCACAAGUGCUGUUCUGAAGAGCCCUCUGCUCUAAGCCUCCUGCACGGUCUCCUCAGCGUCUGUUUCCUGGGACCCUCUCUUUUAGCCUUAUUGUAAAAAUUAGAAAUAAUAAGUGUAAACUGCUUACCCCAAAUCUGAGCACAUGGUAGGCACUGAGAAAAUGGUAGUUAUGGUUUACUUUCUUUGCAUGGGACAUUGAGCCACCUGUGGAAAUGUUUUGAUUUUUGUAGAGGGUACAGACAUUUUUUCAUAUGGUGAUUGCUUUUAGCAGUCCUCAUAAAGGUAAGAGUAAAAUAUAAAAAUGCUACCAAAUGAGCUAUAAAAAGUGUUAUGAUUACCUGAAUUUCUUUCUAACAACUUCCUAAAUAAGUUCAGGUUGCCCAAGGACAGGCGCCUAAACUUAAAACAGGCUUAUUUUCAGAUUUUUCAUAGAAAGUUUAUAUGUCAGGAUGUGAAGAUGUAUUCUUUUCAUGCAUUUAUGACCUAUAGUUUAUACCAUGUAAAUGCAAAAAAAAAUCUUUUUUAAACCCUUUUAAAGUAAGUUAAUAUUUACCAGGUUUUAACAGUCGACUGAAUCUUGACUUAAUGCUUGUACCCAGAUAUCUUGAUGGAGGAUUUCUAAUAACCUUACUUUUUAGAUGAUUUUAUCUUAGAUGUCCAAAUUACUUUUUUUCACAACCAAAUACAUAAAACUUACUAAUGGGAAAAAAAUCUGUAUUGUAAGUUAUCUUUGCAUCAUAGAUGGGUAGUUUUUAGUAACAAAAUAACUACAAAACAGAGAAUCACAUGGUCACCAUAUGAAAGGAAUCAAGUGACCUAUUUCAGGGGUGAGCCUGCUCUGCAUAAACAUUGGUCUCAUGAGUAUAAGAAAGUACCUUGCUGUUUGGGAAGCCAUACAAUGUUGUAACGAUAAAGGUCCGUGAGGAUUUUUGGAAUGUGUGUGUAUGUGUGCACGUGUAAUGCCUAACCUUUAGACACCGCUGAUAACAGAACAGUCAUUGCGUGAUGCACGGUGUUUGUAUGGCAGGACUUUAAAGAUGAAUGGCUGUCACUGCUAUCCUAGAUAUAUUUUAGGUAAUUCUCUUGAGUGUGUUUUCUAGUUCUCACAUACUAAUAAAAGUUACCAUUUUAAUAUCAUCCAAAUACUACUUCUAGGUGGUGCCGUGGGAUGGGAAGUACUGAGAAAAGAUUCAACAGAGAUGCUAAUGUAGCAACGUCAGAGCUGGUUCGAUGCCCAGAACUGAAUGCUGUGCUCCAGCUGUGGCCUCACCGGUGCUGAAUAGAGAGGAAGAGCCACCUUCAUAGCUUACAUGAGCUGGAGUCAGAUGGCAGCACUAUGGAGGAGUAUUCACAGGAGGACUGGGGAAACCACAGUCAGGAUCUCCACGGCUAUCCAACAGAUCAGGAAUUGGAUGAAAUACCUGUCACAAAGAGAACAUUAAAAAUAAAACAAGAGUCUUCUGAAGAAGCACAGAAAAGAGACAUCAUGCAGAAUAUCAUACAGAUUUUGGAAUCAGUACAGUUGAAAUGGGAACUGUUUCAGAGCUGGACAGACUUUUCAAGGCUUCAUCUCUCUAAUAAACUGGCCAUUUUUGGAAUUGGUUAUAACACCCGUUGGAAAGAGGAUAUCCGUUACCAUUAUGCUGAGAUCAGCUCCCAGGUGCCCCUUGGCAAGCGACUCCGGGAGUACUUCAAUUCUGAGAAGCCUGAGGGACGGAUCAUCAUGACCCGAGUGCAGAAAAUGAACUGGAAAAACGUUUACUACAAGUUUUUGGAGAUCACUAUUAGUGAGGCGCGGUGCCUGGAGCUGCACAUGGAAGUUGACUGGAUACCCAUUGCCCACUCCAAACCAACCGGUGGGAACGUUGUUCAGUAUUUAUUGCCGGGAGGCAUUCCCAAAAGCCCAGGCCUUUAUGCCAUUGGCUACGAAGAGUGUAUUGAGAGGCCCCCCUCACCCCACAUGGAGCGACAUUCCCUGGACCCAGGAAAGGAGGGCCGGGUUGACUUGGAAACCCUUUCAGCACAAGCCUCACUACAGGUGGAAGUAGAACCUACCCGAAUUAUCUAUUGCUACCUCGGGAUCGCUGAGGUCAGGACUCUGCAGCAAUGCUUAUUUUUACAUUUCCAAGCAAAUACCAAAACCUUCAGCAAAGAUUGGGUCGGUAUUAAUGGGUUCUUGUCUCAGAACUGUAUUGUGGAUCCUGGAGUUUCCCCCAAAUCCAUCUAUAUCAAAUUUGUAGAAGUAGAGAGGGAUUUUCUUUCCGCUGGCUCUUUAGUUGAGUGCCUGGAAAAAGCCAUUGGCUACCCCUUAAAAUUUAACAACUGAAUGUCAUCCUUCAUAAGGAUUUGGGCUCUUACCUCUCUCUUCUCUACUCACAUCCUGUUACCCAGACUGUCCCUCAUCCGGAUGCUGCCAUCAGACUUCAUGGAAACUCUUUCCACGAUCGAGCCAGUACAACUAAGAAAUCAUAGUAGACUUUGGGCAGAAAAAACAGACCUCACCUGAAAAUGCUCAUUUUGAGCCAGCAAGCUAUACAGCGGACUUGCAUGGUGGGUCAGUUGUUUCUUUUUUAAAAACAAAAAUCAAUUUUUAAAUGGAUUUUAGAGCCCUGAUGUAAACAAAUGUAGGUACAUUCCAUAUUGGACAAAACUUAUACUUUGAGUUUCAUAUGAAAUUGAAAAAUUGUAUUUUUUUCACGAUGUUUCAUUUUUACACAUCUCUAUGUCUCUAUAUAAGUAUUAUUUACAACCUUGAAUAAAUAAGCAAUAGAUAAUGGCAAGUUAAAUCUUGAGUCACAGUAAAUAAGACUGUUUUUCAAUAUUACCCUUAGCUACUAUUGUAUAUAAUUUAGAGUUUCAUUUUUUUCACCAAUCAAGUGUUUUGCUAUUCCCAAUCAGUGUUGCCUGCAAAGACCUUUGUUUCUGUGAUGUACCAACUUUAUGGUUGUGCUGCCAUUUAAACUUUUUUUUAAAAAAUCAUUAAAGUAAUUCCUGGCC
Molecule: messenger RNA, 8190 nt
Organism: Delphinapterus leucas (beluga whale)
Lineage: Eukaryota; Metazoa; Chordata; Mammalia; Artiodactyla; Monodontidae
Gene: MSANTD2
Product: Myb/SANT DNA binding domain containing 2
Source: RefSeq, a predicted model, not a curated record